Frieseomelitta varia is the source of this 429-nucleotide messenger RNA. RefSeq lists its product as uncharacterized. NCBI's taxonomy places the organism in Eukaryota, Metazoa, Arthropoda, Insecta, Hymenoptera, Apidae. Bases 1 to 429 code for a protein of 142 amino acids. Gene Ontology annotation, molecular function: protein heterodimerization activity. The record is from RefSeq and is a predicted model, not a curated record. The transcript has 3 exons.
AUGCGUCGAAAGAAUUUUCCCACACCGAACAGGAAUAAACGCUGGGGGGCAAAAAGACACGCAAAUCAGACGUAUAUCAUUUCAAAGAAGGCAGAGGCCAUUCUUUCGACCGUGCUGGCAGAUAUACUGGAGGAAUCGUUGGAGAAUGCGAGGAACCUAGCGGAGAUCGCUGGCAAGAGCAGCGUGACCCAACGCGAAAUGGAAAUGUCGCUGAGGAAUCUCUGUUUGCGUUUGAGCAGAAUGCCGGCGAACGGCGCGCGAUUCGACUAUUGGAACGACGACGGGGACAAGUAUAACAAGGGUCCUGCCGCCUCGUCCAAGGUUGUUUCAGAAGGCACGCGGCACCGCUACAGCACCACGCCACACUGUCACGGAGACUACGGUCACAAACUAGUGACCAUCUAUCGCAAUCUACGUUUCCUUCGGUAA